Messenger RNA from Culex quinquefasciatus (southern house mosquito), 942 nucleotides. RefSeq lists its product as uncharacterized. The transcript has 2 exons. NCBI's taxonomy places the organism in Eukaryota, Metazoa, Arthropoda, Insecta, Diptera, Culicidae. The record is from RefSeq and is a predicted model, not a curated record. Bases 1 to 942 code for a protein of 313 amino acids.
AUGGCUCGAACCCUCGGCCUAUCCUUCGAAAAGUGUAACGUGACGGUCAUUGGAGCCAACGCAGUGAAGACGCAAGCAAAGAAGGGAGUCAACCUUACCUUCUCGUCAAGGUACUGUCAGUUCCAAGACAACAUCUCGUGUCUGAUUUCGGACAACCCCACGAGACGGAUCCCGUCGGCGAGAAUCGAGACAGCUGCCUGGCACAUCCCGAGCGACGCGUUCCUGGCAGACCCGAAGUUCAGCGAGCCGCACGAGAUCGACCUGGUCAUGGCGUCGAACUACGUGUGGAACUUGCUGCGAACGGAUCGAGUGAAAUUGGCGAACGGCACCGUGACUCUGCGUGAAACCGAUCUGGGCUGGAUCGUGACUGGCGUGUACGACCCGUUCCAGCAGCUGAGUUGCCAAGUCGUCCACUCGAACAUCACGCUGAAGGAUCAUCUGAACAACGCAAUCGAGAAGUUCUGGCUGGUCGAAGAACUAGCCGACAAGCAGUUGCAAACCAACGAAGAACAGGAAGUGGAAGAGCACUUUCGCGGCACUCACGGCCGCGACAAAAGUGGCCGCUUCGUCGUCCAGUUGCCGUUCAAGGACACGGUUCUUGAGCUGGGCGACAACCGACGCAACCCGGAACUCCGAGAACAGUUCACGGCGUUCGUCGAAGAGUACGAGGCACUGGGUCACUGCAAGGAGAUUUAUGAACAACAAGACCCACCAGAAGUGCCUAAGUACUACCUGCCGCACCACGCUGUGCUCAAACCGUCCAGUUCGUCCACGAAUCUGCGAGUGGUUUUCGACGCCAGCGCCAAGCCCGACAAGUACUCCCUGAACGAUGUGUUGAAGUUGGGACCGACCGUCCAGAACGACCUGUUCUCCAUCGUUCUUCGAUUCCGUAGUCAUCCGGUCGCAUUAACCGCCGACGUGGUGAAGAUAUAUCGGCAGUGA